This is a messenger RNA of Strongyloides ratti, 996 nucleotides long. Its product is annotated as Dehydrogenase/reductase SDR family member on chromosome X. The record is from RefSeq and is a predicted model, not a curated record. Lineage: Eukaryota; Metazoa; Nematoda; Chromadorea; Rhabditida; Strongyloididae. The transcript is spliced from 2 exons. Bases 1 to 996 code for a protein of 331 amino acids.
AUGAAUUUAGAAGAAGAAAACGAUAGCUACUUUUUAAGUAUAGUUGUUUCUUUAUUAAUUUUUUCAUUUCUUUUAUAUAUAUUAAGAAAAUAUAUAAAAGGAAAACAAUUUACUGAAAAUACAAAAGCAACAGAUAAAGUUAUAAUUAUAACUGGAGCUAAUACAGGAAUAGGGAAACAACUUUCAAGAGAAUUAAAUAUAAGAAAAGGAAAAGUUUAUAUGUUUUGUAGAGAUGAAAAAAAAGCAUUUGAAGCUAAAGUAUCUUUAACAAAAUAUGGUUGUGAUUCAACAAGAUUUAUUACAAUAAAAUGUGAUUUAACAAGUAUCUCAUCAAUUAAAAAUGCUGUUGAGGAAUUUAAAAAACAUGAGAAUCAUCUUGAUAUUUUAAUAAAUAAUGCAGGUGUUAUGUUUGUACCAAAAUUUAAACUUACUGAAGAUAAUUGCGAAUUAACAUGGCAAUCAAAUUAUCUUGGUCAUUUUAUACUUACAGAGUUAGUUCUUCCUCUACUUGAAAAAUCAUCAGGUGGAAGAAUUAUUAAUGUUAGUAGUUACUUACAUGAACAUUGUCACGAUAUUAAUUUAGAAAAAAUAAAUGAUAAAUCAUAUUUUGGAUCAUUAAAAUCAUAUAAUAUGUCAAAACUUGCUCAAGUAUUACACGCAAAAGAAUUAACAAGAAGAAUUAGAGAAAAAAAUGCCUUAUCAAAAAUUACUAUUAAUUCAUGUGAACCUGGAGUUGUUAAUACAGACUUAUUAAGACAUACAUUUUUAAAAUAUGAUAUUAUAUCUACAAUCGUAAAACCAUUUAAGUGGUUCUUCUUUAAAACUGCACAAGAUGGAGCUCAAUGUCCAUUAUAUUUAGCCUUAAGUACAACUGUUGACUCCAUAUCUGGUAAACAUUUUAACGACUUAACUGAAAAAACUGUCAUUAACAAACUUGCUAAUGAUAAAGAUUUAUGCAAGGAGUUAUAUGACUACAGUUUGCAAUAUGUUAAUUAA